Molecule: messenger RNA, 1275 nt
Organism: Beauveria bassiana ARSEF 2860
Lineage: Eukaryota; Fungi; Ascomycota; Sordariomycetes; Hypocreales; Cordycipitaceae
Product: peptidase family M48
Exons: 2
Coding region: 1-1275 (424 amino acids)
Biological process (GO): CAAX-box protein processing
Cellular component (GO): endoplasmic reticulum membrane
Molecular function (GO): metalloendopeptidase activity
Source: RefSeq, a predicted model, not a curated record
AUGACUGUUCCAUGGAAAGCUCUUGUCUUGCUAAUCUCUUUUUGCCACUUUGUCUUUGAAUCAUGGCUUACCUUGCGCCAGAUGCGCGCCCUUCGAGAGACUAAGGUGCCUCCCCUACUCGCCGACAAGCUUGAUCAGGAUACCGUUACCAAGUCCCAUUCAUACAAGCAAGCCAAGGCUAGAUUGAGUCUUGCUCGCGGUUUAUGGGGGCAAUUUAUCAAUGCGAUGAUCAUAUACUUUGAUGCGCUGCCAUGGUUGUGGAAUACUACCGGCAGCCUACUCGACGGAUCAACUCUGGCUGUCGCCACCAACACCAACCGCUCCAUCCUUUUCGCUCUUUGUUACAUGUGGUUUUCUGAUUGUGUAUAUCUUCCUUUCCGGAUAUACGACACUUUUGUUGUGGAAGAUGUGUUUGGCUUCAAUAGGCAAACACCAGGUCUAUUCUUUUGUGAUUUCAUCAAGAUUCAGGCCUUGAAUUCCGCUAUACUCGCCCCAUCCUUGGCCCUCUUCCUCGAAAUCACCGCCAGGACAGGAAAGCACUUUGCCUUGUAUGUCUGGCUCGGAGCGGCGGCCGUCCAGGCACUCGUCAUCACGUUGGACCCCAUCUUGUUCACGCCGCUGUUCAUCUCGUUGCGGCCACUGUCAGAGGAAAGCCGCCUUGUUCAUCAAGUCCAAGCUCUGGCCGCCAAGGUGGGAUUCCCAUUGCACCGCAUGUAUGUUUCCGACGACAGCAAGCGAAGCGCACACUCCAAUGCAUACUUCUACGGUUUUCCUUGGCAGAUGCAGAUUGUGGUGCAGGACACGCUCUUUCAAAAAGCAAGCACCAAUGAGAUUCUAGCAAUUAUAACCCAUGAGCUCGGUCAUUGGAAGUAUCAACACAGUAGCAAACUCUUCCUCAUCCAACAGGUGAAUCUCUUUGUAAUAUUCCUCUCUUUUGCAGCCUUUGCUGGCCGUUCCGAUCUCUACCACUCUUUCGGCUUUCAUUCGGAUACGCCUCUCAUUGCGGGAUUCGUUCUGUUCUACAAGGUGCUUCUGCCAGUCAACUCACUUUUGCAGCUGCUCCACAAUGCUGUCUGCCGUGGAUUUGAAUUUACUGCCGACCGGUUUGCAAAAGACUCAGGACAGGGUCAUGAACUUGCGCGUGCCUUGAUAUCGCUCCAGGCUCAGAAUCUUGGGGGAGUCCAUAAUGAUUACCUAUACGCCUGCUACCACCACAGCCACCCUGGCCUGGUUGAGCGUCUCUCGCACCUCGGUAUUAAACAGAAGCUCAAAUGA